Molecule: messenger RNA, 885 nt
Organism: Pleurotus ostreatus (oyster mushroom)
Lineage: Eukaryota; Fungi; Basidiomycota; Agaricomycetes; Agaricales; Pleurotaceae
Exons: 6
Coding region: 1-885 (294 amino acids)
Biological process (GO): mitotic intra-S DNA damage checkpoint signaling; mitotic DNA replication checkpoint signaling; meiotic DNA integrity checkpoint signaling
Cellular component (GO): site of double-strand break; nucleolus; checkpoint clamp complex
Source: RefSeq, a predicted model, not a curated record
AUGCGGUUCAGGACGUCCAUUAGCAGCCCCCAGACCUUUUUUCGAAUCAUUCAAGCAAUUGAGAAAUUACAGAAGAAAUGCAUAAUCAAAUUCUCAGACACGGAGAUGCGAGUUAUCUGCAACAACGACGCCAAUGAAGGCGGUAUCCAAGUCUGGUCAGUGAUCAAAGUAGACUCUGUAUUUACCAAUUAUCGGAUCCAAUCCAACGCCAACAAUGAAAUCACGGUGCUGCUGAACGCCGAAGCACUACUAUCCGCGUUGAAAUCAGCUUCUACUACAGCAGAGACAGCGGAUGGCGACGAUGUAGUAUUGAAACUCGCGAAAAAGAACGAUCAAGCAGUCCUGUGUUUUGAGAUCAAUGGUACAACGCGAUUGGGCAAGUCAAUGCGUGUCUCACAUGAUGUGAAGAUAGAGGUGAUGAAGCCUACCGAUGUUGCGUCGCUUAAAGAGCCUAUGUGUCCUGACCCCGACGUUCAUAUCUUAUUGCCUCCUUUACAAAAACUGAGGACGGUCGUUGAACGCCUGAAACCUAUGUCCGACGUGCUUGCCGUUAGCGCCAGCCACAGCGGAUCAUUAAAGCUUUCGAUCAGCACCGACUCGGUCAAACUGGACACAGAAUGGAGGAAUUGUACGAUUCCGAAAAUGACUCGCGAGCCCACAGACAGGGACGAUGAAAACGACCACGACCCGGGGAAACAUUUCCCUGUACUUGUGUCUACACGCAGCUUUUUGAAAUUCCUGAAUAGCCACGUUGUGUCCACUACGACCAUUGCGUGUAUCUGUCAACGUCACUGUAUGAUCCUUUAUGUGUAUGUUGGUGAUUAUGCCGAUGCUGGAGGCGUACUGACUUUUUAUAUACCUGCAAUCAUUGAUGGCGAUGAUUGA